UUAAAAAUCAAAUCAUGACUUCGUGCCGCUCGCGAUCCUGUAGCCGUUUCUGUUCGAUCCUAGUGUUCGCGAUUUUGCGAAACGCGUGACGUGCCUUGACAGUACCGAUGCGGAUAAUAGUAUUAUUACUGAUCAUUCAGUGCAGACGACAAUGUCUGGAAGUAGCGAUUCUGAAGAAUUUUUUGAUGCGGAGGAUGAUACUUUCCACCGCAAUUCACGGAAAAAUAAACAGCAUGAUUCUACCAGCAAUGAGAUACAAAUUAAGGACACAUCAGACACUUCCAAAAAAGCAGAUGAUGAUGUUUUUGUGAAACCUGCUGAACCUAAACCAAUUGCAGAACCAAAGGAACAUGUAACCAUAGAAUGUAUACCUAGUAAAGAUAAACUUGAGGAAGAUGGAAAAGAAUCAAGCAGUGAUAAGAUCGUGGGUAGGAGGAGAUUUCGUGAACUUCGACAGCGUAUGCAAACAGAGGAUGAUGAUAUCCCAAUUAACAGUUCCCCUCCAGAUAGCCAAACAUCAUCUAUCGAGGGUGUUUAUCCUACUCCAUCAAAAACAACUCAUCCAUUUAGGAUCAUAGAACAUGAUACUCUUAGUCUACAAAGUAUGACAUCUUUAGGACGAGUGGGUCGAAUUUUAGCUGGAACUGGAGACAAUGCUUCUGUUGUACUUGUAACAAAUGUAACUCAAUGUCCCCCUUCUGCCAUCCUUACCCGCGACAGUCAAAUGUCCUCGAUUGCUAGUAUACCAAGCAAAGAUGAGGACACGAUAUCUGGUAAGGUGUCCCAGUCCUCCAGCAUCCUUACGUUAUCAGAGGAUAUCCUACAGGAAUCCUCUGUUAACAGUAGGUCCAGCUAUACUUCUCAUUCACAAAAUGAUAAGACUGUUAUACUUCAAGAGCCUGAUGUCAUUGCUAGUACAAAGAACAAUGGAAAAUCAAGCGAAGACAUUACUAUGGUUGGAAUACCUGUUGCACCACCAAGACGUAAAAAAAAGACAAAAGCUCAGACACCUACUGACCUUGCUCCGUCUACAACGGAGUCGGCGUUACCUGCUUCGCCGUUACCGAGUCCUGCAAGCACUAUUGAAUCGAUUACUAGAGAAUUUGAGCAUUCUCUUGAUAUUCGAUCUGCUACAAAAGGACAAUAUGUUGUUAAACCACAAGAUGAAGAUAAAUCGAAAGCGGAAGGACCAUCAGUUGAAGAAUUGGAAAGAAUAGAAAGAGCAAAAACUGAAUUAAUGAGUUUGAAAUCAAGCAAUAAAUCAAGUAGUCCAGUGGGAUCCAUGUCUAGUAAUAGCAUUGGCCGUUAUUCUUUAGGCCCUCAUAAAUUUUCGGGUUUAAGUCCUUCAGGUUCAAAAGAAAGACGAAAAUCUGCUGGUGAUCAAGAUAUGAUCAAACAGUUAAACAUGUUUGUCAGAACGAGAACAGACUCUGGAAAACGUUUAACAGAUAUGGAGAUUUUAGAGCAAGUAACUGUAUUAAAUUUAGAUACUGGAGAAAGAGUGCCAUUAAGUAUAGCGGAAGAUAAAUUACCACAGUGUAUUAAUCCUUUGUCGCUUCACAUAAUGAGACUCACGUCAGAAUAUAUAAGUAAUUCUAGUCUGGAGAAAGAAAAAGAAAGUGACGAGGAAAGCGUGGACAGUAAAAUGUCCAAUAUACCACCAGACGAAGAUGUAACUGUUGGUAGAGUUCGAAAGAAAACUCAAAAGUUAAAACGAUUCUUAGGAUCUACCGUAAAAAAGACAAUGGACAAAGCAAAAUCUAUCGCGCAAGAAGUGUCUCAUGCAGGGCAUAAAGAAGAUGUUAUGGAAAUACCAGAUGAAGUUUAUCCUGGCGAACAGAAAUGCAUUAAAUUAAAAGCGUCCAAUAGUCAUAAAGGACCAUACGAGUUUAGUUGGUUACAACAUGUUCAAGACUUACGCGGCGAACAUGUGGGUCCUGUUUGGUGUAUGAAAUUUUCUGCUUGUGGACGGUUACUUGCUACAGCAGGGCAAGAUCGAGUUUUGAGAAUUUGGGUUCUACGCGAUGCUUUUUCUUACUUUCAAGAUAUGCGAACGAAAUACAAUGCCGAGAAAGUUAGUCCAACCCCUUCGCAAGAAUCUCUGGUCUUGCAACAACCCAUGGAAGAUCCUGAUGUUGUGGCUAGUGCCUUCAGUGAAAUAGAAGGGACGAAAUGCCCUUUCAUGCCAAAGCCAUUUUGCAUUUACGCAGGCCAUACCUCGGACUUACUUGAUGUUUCAUGGUCUAAAAAUUAUUUUGUUUUAUCAUCGUCAAUGGAUAAAACCGUGCGACUUUGGCAUAUAUCACGAAAGGAGUGCUUGUGUUGUUUCCAGCACAUUGAUUUUGUUACAGCAAUAGUAUUUCAUCCCCGCGAUGAUCGAUACUUUCUCUCAGGGUCUUUAGACGGUAAACUCCGUCUCUGGAAUAUUCCAGACAAGAAAGUAGCCGUGUGGAACGAAGUCGAUGGACAAACUAAAUUAAUUACCGCCGCAAACUUCUGUCAGAAUGGAAAAUUCGCGGUUGUGGGCUCGUAUGAUGGUCGAUGUAUAUUUUACAAUACGGAUCAGUUGAAGUAUCAUACACAAAUACACGUUCGAUCUACAAGAGGGAAAAAUUCAACAGGAAGAAAAAUAAGUGGUAUCGAACCUAUGCCAGGCGAAGAUAAAAUCUUGGUUACGUCGAACGAUAGUCGUAUUCGCUUGUAUGAUUUGCGAGAUUUAAAUUUAUCGUGCAAAUACAAAGGUUACGUUAAUGUUAGUAGCCAAAUUAAAGCGAGUUUUAGCCCUGACGGACAGUAUAUAGUUAGUGGUUCGGAAAAUCAGUGCAUUUAUAUUUGGAAAACUCAUCACGAUUACUCGAAAUUCUCGAGUGUACGUAGAGAUCGAAAUGACUUUUGGGAAGGUAUAAAAGCUCAUAACGCUGUAGUAACAUGCGCAGUAUUUGCACCAAAUCCAGAUAGUAUUAUUAAACAGAUCGAAGAAAGAGAGCAGUGGCGGGAAAAUAAGGAAGAUGUAAAAAAUCUAGGUAGUUCAACCGUAGAUGUUCCUCCAGUUGAUCCAGUGGUUGAACAGCGCACUAAAGGCUGCGGCGGACACGUUCUUGUAAGCGCUGAUUUCAAUGGGUGCAUAAAGGUUUUUCUAAAUAAAACAAGACCUAAGCAUAGUUCCCUACCAGCAUCUGCUCUCGCAUAACACAAUACUGCAUUCAUUUGUGCACUAUUGCUAAUAAUUAGAAAAGAAUAAGAACACCAAUAUAUUAUAUGCAUAUAUUUGUUUUACCUCAGUGAACGAUGUAGGGACUCACUGUAAGCUGUUUUUCAUGGUAAACGUGAUUGUACUAAAAAUUUUCGAUGACAAAAUAUUUUGAGAUGCAUGCUAAAAGGAUUAUUUCACAAUAAGAAAGCUUCUAACAUAUAGUUAGUAAUACCAAAACACUCAUAAGUUUGAUGUUCGGAUAAUGUUUCGGUUUUCUUAUCAUAACGAGUAGCAAAUUGUUUUUUAUUUUUUCUAAAUUAAAUAGUUUUUGCAUAUUACUCUAAUUAUAAUUUUUACUAAAGCUUUAAGUAAGCUAUA
Molecule: messenger RNA, 3571 nt
Organism: Colletes gigas
Lineage: Eukaryota; Metazoa; Arthropoda; Insecta; Hymenoptera; Colletidae
Product: WD repeat-containing protein 44
Exons: 6
Coding region: 152-3190 (1012 amino acids)
Molecular function (GO): protein binding
Source: RefSeq, a predicted model, not a curated record